Messenger RNA from Salarias fasciatus (jewelled blenny), 2361 nucleotides. RefSeq names its product protocadherin alpha-8-like. Gene Ontology annotation, molecular function: calcium ion binding. The coding region runs from base 1 to 2361 and encodes 786 amino acids. Lineage: Eukaryota; Metazoa; Chordata; Actinopteri; Blenniiformes; Blenniidae. Gene Ontology annotation, cellular component: plasma membrane. The transcript has a single exon. The record is from RefSeq and is a predicted model, not a curated record. Gene Ontology annotation, biological process: homophilic cell-cell adhesion.
AUGAUGAGUGAAACUCAGAGUCAAAGAGGGGUGCGUUAUUUACAGAUACUUAUUGUCAGUCUAUUGCUUUUUAUCAGGAUCGCUUCGCCUCAGAUUCGGUACACUGUUCCAGAGGAAGUGAGAAUUGGAACAGUUGUUGGAAAUGUUGCAAAGGAUCUUGGCCUUGACGUCUCCACAUUAAUCGAGCGACGAUUCCGUGUAAUCCCUGGAUCUAAGGACAGUUUUUUUCAAGUAAACCAGAACAAUGGAGCUUUGCAGGUUCUUGAGAAAAUCGAUAGAGAGGAGCUGUGUCACGGUAGUGGAGCAUGCUUAAUGGAGUUAAAAAUCCUGGUGGAGAAUCCUUUGGAAAUGCACCACGUAAUUGUAGAAAUUACCGAUGUAAACAAUCAUUCUCCAACUUUUUCCGAAAAAAACCAGACGUUUGAAAUAUUUGAACAAACACAACCGGGACGGAGAUUCCAGCUGCUCAGCGCUCGUGACCCUGAUGCUGGAAUAAACUCUAUUCGGAGCUACACCAUCACGCCAAAUGAACACUUCGACCUUGAUAUCCGUGACAGUGAUGAAGACAAAACACCGUUUUUAGCGCUCAAAAAGUCCUUAGACAGAGAACAGAAAAGCAAGCACAUAUUAAUUUUGACGGCAGUUGAUGGAGGCAAACCUCCCAAAACAGGAACCCUAAAUGUUUCCAUUAUUGUUUUGGACAGUAACGACAAUCGACCAAUAUUCAGUCAAGAGAUUUAUCAAACUGAAAUACAAGAGAAUGUACCAAUUGGAACGUCAGUAUUCAAAAUAAAUGCGACGGAUGCUGAUGAAGGCGCCAAUGGUAAAAUUGAAUACAGCCUUGGAAAAACACUGAAGAAAAUAGUAUAUGAGACGUUUGAGCUAGACCAAACAACUGGAAUAAUACGAAUAAAAGGAGAAGUAGACUAUGAAGAAAACGACGUUUUUAAACUCGACGUUGAGGCGUCGGAUAACGGCACACCACCUUUAUCAGGGGAGUGCCGCCUCAUCAUAAAGGUAAAAGACGUUAAUGAUAACGCACCAGAAAUAGAAAUAACAUCAUUGUCGAACACAGUUCGUGAAGAUUCAAAGCCUGGUACUGUCAUUUCACUGCUGAGUGUGACAGACAAAGAUUCUGGUGCAAAUGGAAAAAUAAUAACGAGCAUAACUUCAGAAGUACCUUUUGAACUGAAACCGACUUAUAAGGAAAACAUAUAUUCAAUUGUAACAAAAAGAUCAUUAGAUCGAGAGGAAAUGCCACAAUAUGAAAUAAGUAUAAAGGCCACUGACUGUGGAGAGAGCCAAUUAUCUGCGUCCAGAAUACUCAACAUUCAGGUAGCAGAUGUAAAUGACAACAGACCACAAUUUUGGCAGAAUCCAUUACACUUCUACCUGUCAGAAAACAACGCAGCGGGAAAGUCAAUAUUUUCUGUCAGUGCAACAGACAAAGAUAUUAACGAAAAUGCAGUUAUUUUAUACCACAUUGUCAGAGUAGGAGGUGAACAAGGCAGAUCGUCUUACAUAAAUGUCAAUUCAGAAAAUGGUGAAAUAUCCGCCCAGAAAAGUUUUGACUUUGAGACUCUGAAAACUUUCCAGUUCCAAGUUGUUGCCACAGAUUCUGGAACUCCGCCACUCAGCAACAACGUGACAGUCAACGUGUUCAUUCUGGAUCAAAACGACAACGUUCCAGUCAUCCUCUAUCCACUCAGCUCCAACGGCUCUGCUGAAGGUGUGGAGGAGAUUCCCCGCAAUGUCAACGCAGGACACCUGGUGACUAAAGUCAGAGCCUAUGACGCUGAUAUAGGAUAUAACGGCUGGCUGUUGUUCUCACUGCAGGAAGUUACUGACCACAGUCUCUUUGGUUUGGACCGCUACACAGGACAGAUCAGGACACUUCGUUCAUUCACAGAGACAGACGAGGCUGAACAUAAACUGGUCAUCCUGGUCAAAGACAAUGGGAAUGUCUCACUGUCAGCAACAGCGACUGUGAUUGUCAAACUUGUGGAGCCCAAAGAGGCCUUUGCAGCUUCUGAUGUGAAAAGUGCAGCAAAAGUAGAUGAGGAGGACAAUGUUACAUUUUAUCUGAUGAUAACUCUGGGAGCUGUAUCUACACUUUUUCUGAUCAGCAUCAUUGUGCUGAUUGCAAUGCAGUGCUCCAAAUCCACGGACUACACUUCGAAAUAUCUGCAAGAAACUAAUUAUGAUGGAACACUGUGUCACAGCAUUCAGUACAGAUCUGGAGAUAAACGAUAUAUGCUAGUUGGGCCCAGAAUGAGUGUUGGAUCUACAAUUGUUCCUGGCAGUCACGCAAAUACACUGGUGCUCCCAGCCAGGAGGAGGGUAUCUGAAGAGGUAAGAUGA